This is a messenger RNA of Aspergillus tanneri, 3045 nucleotides long. RefSeq lists its product as uncharacterized. The transcript has 3 exons. The record is from RefSeq and is a predicted model, not a curated record. NCBI's taxonomy places the organism in Eukaryota, Fungi, Ascomycota, Eurotiomycetes, Eurotiales, Aspergillaceae. Gene Ontology annotation, molecular function: protein binding. The coding region runs from base 1 to 3045 and encodes 1014 amino acids. Gene Ontology annotation, cellular component: cytoplasm; nucleus.
AUGUCCAAGAUGGCGGAAGCAAAGUUUCAGUCACAAGCUACCUUCUCUGGGUCCAUGAACCAAGGCCUCCAGAUGGGUCAAAAUAUGGGCACUAUGAAUACUACCUUUGCCAUUUCCGAGGGUGCCACUGUUUACAUGGGUGGAUCAUCGGCUGUAAACGCUGAGGAUACGUUCCUUGAUGCUCUGAUUGCGGGUGAUGCCAGUAUUGGUGUCCAAAUUGAGCCCCCAGAGCCUGGAACCUGUUUGUGGAUACUUCCUGAGCUUCGCACCUGGCAAGCGGGGGCACCCAACCAUCCCCUGUGGAUCAGUGGAAGCCCUGGUUGUGGCAAGAGUGUCAUUUCUUCUUUUAUCCUUAGGGAGAGGCAGAGCUGGGCCCCCCCCAAGGAAGGGAAGGAUGGGAAACUCAUUGUCGCAGGCAGUUUCUGCGAUAGACACCCCAACCGGCAGACGCCGAUCUGGAUCAUGAGGACCCUCUUGUACGAGAUCUUCAGGCUGAACCGCGAUCUGAUCGACACCAAAGACCCCGAGUUUUGGCAGGAAUCCGGGAAUCCAGAGCAUCCAAUUCUCAAUCCCGACGCGUUCGAGUCGAUGGAGUCCCUCGCGAAACUGUUAGGGAGGAUUACGGCACAUGUAGAUGUCAGCGAGGUAUACUUGCUUGUGGAUGGCCAGUAUCAACAAACACAGGAUGCUCUUGGUUUGUGCGACAUGGUCAACCAGGUCUCAAAUUAUGGAAGCGGCGGCGUUUCCCAACCUCGGUGGAUAUUCUGCACACGACCCAACGGCUUGGACCGGCUGAUGCAGAAUGUACAAACGAUUGAUCUGUUCGAGAAAAAUAGAGAGGAUAUUAGGAUUGUGACUCGGUCCCGUGUGAAGCAUUUCCAGAUGCUCAAUCCUGGGUUGACCGAAUCCUUCUUUGACGAAGUGGUGGAGAUCCUGACGCGGCGCGCUGAGGGCAUGUUUUUGUGGCUCUCACUGGCUUUAAAAUCCUUAGGUGACGGCAUGAUAUGGGAAAUCAAUUUGGUCAAAGAGAAGCUUCAGAGUAUGCCCUAUGACGUCCAGGCCAUUUAUGGGACGAUUUUCGAAAGCAUAGAUAAAAAGAUGCAGACUCUGCUCAGAUGGGCGUACGUGGCAGGUCGCCCGUUGAAAGUGAACGAGAUCCUGGUGAUGUGGGCGCUACAGGAUGGGGCUAAAUCCAUCGAGGAGAUCAAACAACGGUCUCUACGCCCGGAGAUCGUUCGCAGCUCACUUGAGAGCGGCUUGAAGGCGCUUCUCGCUCUUCAUCAUGAUAGCUCGAUUCAUCUGGCCCAUCCGUCCGUCAAGGACUUCAUUCGUCAAUUAUAUAAUAAUUCAAGCGAAAGGCAGGUGCAGGAGCGAAUCAGUAUAUGUGAAACGCAUAAACAAAUGGCCGAGUCGUGUCUGGCCUACUUGAGCCUGGAGGAAAUCCGAGAGCUGGAAGCCCCCGAGCCUCCAGUCGAUGCGAAUGGCAUGAUCGACAGGGAGAAGCGCGAGAAGGAAAUAGAACGAUAUUUAGGGAACUACCAUUUCCUCGAAUACUCGAUCACGUUUCUCGGCUUUCAUCUUCGAGAAAGCGAAAACACAGGAGUGCACGUCGAUAUUCAUGGGAGGGACGAGUUUUUCGGUGGGAAGACUAAUGCAUUGCAGCAUUGGGUACGAGGAUAUGAUUUACUGCUGACUUAUCUCCCUGACAAAUUACUAUCAGACACCGGUGGCACAAGCAGUCUCAGUCUUCUUUUUAUUUCCGCUCGACUGAAUCUCACCUCACUGGCUGAACAUUUUAUUUCAACCGGAAGCGCCCUGACAUCUCUCGUCAAUCUUCCAGGAAUGCAAAUGCUGGCUGGGGGGGCUUCAUCCUUCGCUAUGGUCCGCCAACAGGUCAUCAACCUUCCCGAUAUGAAAGGGUGGCGCGCUCUACAUGUCGCUGCGGACUCCGAAGCUGAGAAUGUAGUGGCGUGGCUUCUUGAAAAUGGCGCUGCCGUAGACUCAGAAACAGUGGGAAUCAUUCGUCCCGGACGCACUGCUUUACAUUUUGCCGCCUCAAAAUCUAGCGAUACGGCCGUCCGCAUCGUUCGAGAACUGCUGAAGAUGGGAGCAAACCCAGGGAUUCCCACGAGAUUUGGAGGAAACACUCCGCUACACUACGCGGUCCAAAGUGGUUCGGUGGAGAUAAUGACCAGUUUGUUGCACCACAAAUCCAAAUACAAGCCUGUGGAUCCGAAUAUUCCCAAUUACUCCGGUGUAACUGCUCUCCACAAGGCGGCUGCCGUCCCAGGUUUGGAAGACGCUGUGGAUGUGCUGUUGCAAAACGGGGCCAAUCCUGAACAGGCAUCGUCAUUGGACAAAGUGGCCGUAGCACGAGGAGUAAAAGAUGUCAAGGUUGCGUCCACGCUGAAGGCAGUAGCAAGCAUGAAAACUGCAGCCUUAUGGAAGUCAGCGACCGAUACGCUCCGUGGAGUUGCUACCAAUCAAACUGCCCUACACAUAGCUGUGAGGUCAAAGGGAACAGAGGAGACGGUCAAAAAGAUACUAGAACGGUACAUAACUAACAAGAAGAUGGUAGAGAGUAGGGAUUCCAACGGAUAUACACCGCUGCACGCGGCUGUGGAUGGCAUCGGCAGCUUCACAUAUAUAAAGCUACUCCUCGAGUCCAAAAAGGUGGAUGUAAACUCGCAGGACAAUGACGGAAGGACACCCCUGAUGCUCUAUAUACAAAGGUUGGGACAACCGCAGCAAUUGCCCAGCCUCGGUGACCCUGCCACUUUAAGGGAAACACUGGAUGACCUGUUAGUUGCAGGCUCAGCUCUCGACAUUAAAGAUAAAGAUGGAAAAUCUGCCAUCGACCAUGCAAGCCAGGCCGGACUAGCAUGGGCUGUUGAUAAAUUGAAUGCAACUCUCCCAGCUUCCAAUCGACCGAAGGGUGACCUGAGCCCAGGUUUGCCACCCCAAACUCAGUCAUCUCAGGGUGUUACGGGUAAGGUAACUAGUCUGGCUGGAAAACGGUUGAAUAUGUUCUCAAAGAAGUCAUAA